This is a messenger RNA of Symphalangus syndactylus (siamang), 2665 nucleotides long. It is a transcript of the gene ALPL, whose product is annotated as alkaline phosphatase, biomineralization associated. The record is from RefSeq and is a predicted model, not a curated record. Lineage: Eukaryota; Metazoa; Chordata; Mammalia; Primates; Hylobatidae. Gene Ontology annotation, biological process: dephosphorylation. Gene Ontology annotation, cellular component: plasma membrane. Gene Ontology annotation, molecular function: alkaline phosphatase activity.
GCCCCGCGGCCGCCUUUAUAAGGCGGCGGGGGAGGUGGCCCGGGCCGCGUUGCGCUCCCGCCACUCCGCGCCCGCUAUCCCCGCUCCGCGCUCCCACGCGCUUGUGCCUGGACGGACCCUCGCCAGUGCUCUGCGCAGGAUUGGAACAUCAGUUAACAUCUGACCACUGCCAGCCCACCCCCUCCCACCCACGUCGAUCGCAUCUCUGGGCUCCAGGGAUGAAGCAGGUCUUGGGGUGCACCAUGAUUUCACCAUUCUUAGUACUGGCCAUUGGCACCUGCCUUACCAGCUCCUUAGUGCCAGAGAAAGAGAAAGACCCCAAGUACUGGCGAGACCAAGCGCAAGAGACACUGAAAUAUGCCCUGGAGCUUCAGAAGCUCAACACCAACGUGGCUAAGAAUGUCAUCAUGUUCCUGGGAGAUGGGAUGGGCGUCUCCACAGUGACGGCCGCCCGCAUCCUCAAGGGUCAGCUCCACCACAACCCUGGGGAGGAGACCAGGCUGGAGAUGGACAAGUUCCCCUUCGUGGCCCUCUCCAAGACGUACAACACCAAUGCCCAGGUCCCUGACAGCGCUGGCACCGCCACCGCCUACCUGUGUGGGGUGAAGGCCAACGAGGGCACCGUGGGGGUAAGCGCGGCCACUGAGCGUUCCCGAUGCAACACCACCCAGGGGAACGAGGUCACCUCCAUCCUGCACUGGGCCAAGGACGCUGGGAAAUCUGUGGGCAUUGUGACCACCACGAGAGUGAACCAUGCCACCCCCAGCGCCGCCUACGCCCACUCGGCUGACCGGGACUGGUACUCAGACAACGAGAUGCCCCCUGAGGCCUUGAGCCAGGGCUGCAAGGACAUCGCCUACCAGCUCAUGCACAACAUCAGGGACAUUGACGUGAUCAUGGGGGGUGGCCGGAAAUACAUGUACCCCAAGAAUAAAACUGAUGUGGAGUAUGAGAUUGACGAGAAAGCCAGGGGCACGAGGCUGGACGGCCUGGACCUCGUUGACACCUGGAAGAGCUUCAAACCGAGACACAAGCAUUCCCACUUCAUCUGGAACCGCACGGAACUCCUGACCCUUGACCCCCACAAUGUGGACUACCUAUUGGGUCUCUUCGAGCCGGGGGACAUGCAGUACGAGCUGAACAGGAACAACGUGACGGACCCGUCACUCUCCGAGAUGGUGGUGGUGGCCAUCCAGAUCCUGCGGAAGAACCCCAAAGGCUUCUUCUUGCUGGUGGAAGGAGGCAGGAUUGACCAUGGGCACCAUGAAGGCAAAGCCAAGCAGGCCCUGCAUGAGGCGGUGGAGAUGGACCGGGCCAUCGGGCAGGCAGGCAGCAUGACCUCCUCGGAAGACACUCUGACCGUGGUCACUGCGGACCAUUCCCACGUCUUCACCUUUGGUGGAUACACCCCCCGUGGCAACUCUAUCUUUGGUCUGGCCCCCAUGCUGAGUGACACAGACAAGAAGCCCUUCACUGCCAUCCUGUAUGGGAAUGGGCCUGGCUACAAAGUGGUGGGCGGUGAACGAGAGAAUGUCUCCAUGGUGGACUAUGCUCACAACAACUACCAGGCGCAGUCUGCUGUGCCCCUGCGCCACGAGACCCACGGCGGGGAGGACGUGGCCGUCUUCUCCAAGGGCCCCAUGGCUCACCUGCUGCACGGCGUCCAUGAGCAGAACUACAUCCCCCACGUGAUGGCGUAUGCAGCCUGCAUCGGGGCCAACCUCGACCACUGUGCCCCUGCCAGCUCGGCAGGCAGCCUUGCUGCAGGCCCCCUGCUGCUCGCGCUGGCCCUUUUUCCCCUGAGCAUCCUGUUCUGAGGGCCCAGGGCCCGGGCACCCAUGAGCCCGUGACAGAUGCCAACUUCCCACUCCCCAGUGCUGCCCACUGCCUGGCAGCCCACCCCUCAAGGGGCAGGGAGGUGGGGGCCUCCUCAGCCUCUGCAACUGCAAGAAAGGGGACCCAGGAGACCAAAGUCUGCCGCCCACCUCACUCCCCUCUGGAAUCUUCCCCAAGGGCCAAACCCACUUCUGGCCUCCAGCCUUUGCUCCCUCCCCGCUGCCCUUUGGCCAACAGGGUAGAUUUCUCUUGGGCAGGCAGAGAGUACAGACUGCAGAAAUUCUCAAAACCCCUUAUUUUUCUAGCAAACGUAUUUCGCCAGACCCAGAGGCCCCAAAGCCUCCAUGGAACAUUCCGGAUCUGACCCUCCCACUCUCAUCUCCUGACCCUCCCACUCUCAUCUCCUGACCCUCCCACUCUCAUCUCCUGACCCUGCCACUCUCAUCUCCUGACCCUCCCACUCUCAUCUCCUUCCCUCUGGAACCCCCCAGGCCCUACCAUGCUCAUGUUCCUGUCCCCAGGCCCAGCCCUCCUUCAGGGGAGAUGAGGUCUUUCUCCUCAGGACAAGGCCUUGCUCACUCACUCACUCCAAGGCCACCAGGGUCCCAGGAAGCUGAUGCCUGGGUGGCCAUCCUACCCAGCGUGGCCCAGGCCGGGAAGAGCCACCUGGCAGGGCUCACACUCCUGGGCUCUGAACACACAUGCCAGCUCCUCUCUGAAGCGACUCUCCUGUUUGGAACGGCAAAAAAAAAUUUUUUUUUCUCUUUUUGGUGGUGGUUAAAAGGGAACACAAAACAUUUAAAUAAAACUUUCCAAAUAUUUCUGAGGA